Messenger RNA from Pyrus x bretschneideri (Chinese white pear), 1808 nucleotides. Its product is annotated as ubiquitin carboxyl-terminal hydrolase 6. Gene Ontology annotation, biological process: proteasome-mediated ubiquitin-dependent protein catabolic process; protein deubiquitination; regulation of proteasomal protein catabolic process. The coding region runs from base 201 to 1631 and encodes 476 amino acids. The transcript is spliced from 18 exons. The record is from RefSeq and is a predicted model, not a curated record. Gene Ontology annotation, molecular function: proteasome binding; cysteine-type deubiquitinase activity; protein binding. NCBI's taxonomy places the organism in Eukaryota, Viridiplantae, Streptophyta, Magnoliopsida, Rosales, Rosaceae.
CACGUUGGAGAUGCUGUUAGGUUUUUGUUACCGACACGGAGUCGAAAACUCGGGUCGGACUUGCCCACUUUAAAACAAAAGCCAGAAAGCCUGGAACAUUGAAGCACAUUUCUCUUUGCCUGUUCUACAAGCUAAUAAACUCUGCAAAAACCCGAACCUCCGUUACUCACCGAUCUUCGAAGCUCCAAACCUUUUCCGCCAUGCUUAACGUGAGUGUAAAAUGGCAAAAGGAGCUGUUGAAAGCUGUGGAAAUUGAUACUACUCAGCCACCUUAUGUAUUUAAAUGCCAACUAUACGACUUAACAGGGGUACCUCCUGAAAGACAGAAGAUAAUGGUUAAAGGUGGUUUAUUGAAGGAUGAUGCAGACUGGUCGACUCUAGGAGUAAAAGACGGUCAAAAAUUGAUGAUGAUGGGGACAGCAGAUGAGGUUGUCAAGGCUCCAGAGAAGGCUAUUGUAUUUGCAGAAGAUCUCCCAGAAGAAGAACAAGCUCUUCACUUGGGUUAUGGUGCUGGUCUAUUUAACUUGGGAAACACCUGCUAUAUGAACUCCACCAUACAAUGUCUGCAUUCUGUUCCAGAGUUGAAAUCAGCUUUGAUCAAGUAUUCACAUUCUGGAAGAAGCAAUGAUGUGGAUCAGACUUCUCAUAUGUUGACUAUUACAACUCGUGAUUUAUUUAGUGAACUGGAUAAAAGUGUCAAGGCUGUGGCACCCAUGCAAUUUUGGAUGGUAUUGCGCAAAAAGUAUCCUCAAUUUGGUCAGCAGCAUAAUGGUACCUUCAUGCAACAGGAUGCUGAAGAAUGUUGGUCACAGCUUUUAUACACCCUUUCUCAAUCUCUAAGAUCGUCCGGUUCUAGUGAAAGUCCAGACUCUGUUAAAGCACUUUUUGGCAUUGAACUUGUUAGCAGGGUGCACUGCAUAGAAAGUGGGGAAGAAAGCUCAGAAGCAGAGUCAGUUUAUUCUCUGAAGUGCCACAUAUCACAUGAGGUGAACCAUUUGCAUGAAGGGUUAAAACAUGGUUUAAAAUCAGAACUGGAAAAAAAUUCUCCUUCCUUGGGGCGUAGUGCCAUCUAUGUCAAGGAGUCUCUUAUCAAUGGCCUUCCAAGGUACCUGACCAUUCAGUUUGUACGUUUUUUCUGGAAGAGGGAAUCAAAUCAGAAGGCCAAGAUUUUGCGGAAAGUCGAUUACCCUUUGCAAUUGGAUAUUUUUGAUCUGUGUUCAGAUGAUCUUCGCAAAACAUUGGAAGCUCCUCGUCAGAGACUGAGGGAUGAGGAAGGUAAAAAACUUGGUUUGAAACCCAGUGAAAAGAGCUCUGAUUCAAAAGACAAGGAUAUCAAGAUGUCUGAUGUGGAGGGAUCCUCAAACAGAAGUGGAGAAUCAUCUAAUCCUACAUCAGAUGAAGGUGCUAUGACUGGAAUUUAUGAUUUGGUUGCUGUGCUGACACACAAGGGCCGUAGUGCAGACUCUGGCCAUUAUGUUGCCUGGGUCAAGCAAGAAAGUGGGAAAUGGAUCCAAUAUGACGAUGACAAUCCCUACCCACAGAAGGAGGAAGACAUCACCAAACUCUCUGGAGGAGGUGAUUGGCAUAUGGCCUAUAUCUGCUUGUACAAGGCCCGUACCAUCCGCAUGUGAUAUUUUCCUUUACCUCAAUUGAAAUUGAAACACCCUUUCAGUUUACAUUUCACAGGGAUUAGAGUCUACACAACUGUAUCGUGUGCAAUUGAAAUUUGUCCCCAAUGUGUGUUACAAGGAAAAAUUCAUGGAAUUUUAGACGUUUUUUUAAUUAUGUAAGCAAAUUUAUUUGGUUUA